Messenger RNA from Bemisia tabaci, 2094 nucleotides. Lineage: Eukaryota; Metazoa; Arthropoda; Insecta; Hemiptera; Aleyrodidae. The record is from RefSeq and is a predicted model, not a curated record.
CUUAGUGUCGGUAGGGCCCACUAAGUGUAGUUUGAGUGUUUUGCAUUGUGGUAAGAAAUCUGGGCCGCCAGUCAGUAGUUUGUGGCAUCGUUUGUUCUGUUUGAGUAAAAGUGUGUUAGACAUAUACACCCUGAUACGUUCUUGUUCCCCCUUUUCUUCCAUCCUCGAGCUACGCUACGCCCCCCAAGCAAGGCGGUUCGUGUGGGGACCAUUGACCCAUUUUAUCCCCGGUCUAUUACAUGGUGGAAAGGCGCCUCAAUUGAACCACGUGAUUCAUAUCGAUCCAGCGUUGAUGUUAUUGACCGGCGUCUGCGGCUCGACAUUAGCCGAGGUGAAGAUAGAAGAACUGUCAACAGACGUGCUGUUUGAAAAACUUGGAGGAGUGGUGUACACAGCAAAUUCGUAUUCUGCGGUCAUCAGAUUCAAUUUGAGCUUGCUGCGGGAGCAGGAUUUGAAACUUGAAGAAGAUUUCAGGGUCUUAACAUCAUGAUUAGAAGGAGAGUCGGCAGCGAAUCAGAUGCUGUCCUCUUUCGUUGUGAGUUUAAGGAAAUUGCACAAAGAACUCUCGGAGUUCGAGGAGCAGACGGAUUCGCUUUUCGAUUUGCUGCCAUCAAAGAGAGCAGGGAAAAGGGGACUCUGCGACGGACUCGGGAAGCUGCUUUCUUGCGUUACGGGAGUGGUGGACCGAGACGAAGCGGACGAAUUACAAGCGAAUAUUCAAGAAAUGGAGGCAAAGGAAGGUGAUUUGAAGUUAGAAGUAUCCGCAAAUAAGCUAAUGGUGAAGAAUAUACUGGAACAAGCGGUAAACAACACGGAGGUAACGGGAUCAAUGGCUAGGAAGUUGUUUGUAUCGGACAACUCGAUAGCCGAAUUGAAAGAAUGGUCAGCUGUAGAAACGAAAUUAAGAGCUUUGAACUUUUGGGUGCAAAAGAUCAAGAUGGACAGAGGAGAACUGAGGUUGGGAUUGGAAAAUGCAUUAAAUAAAAGGUUGAGCCCUGAAUCACUCGCACCCAAAAAACUCAAGACAGUUUUGGAAGCAAUUGAGGCCUCAAUACCUAAACGAUUUGAAUUAAUCACGGAUAAGGAAGGAUUAGAGGAGUUUUAUGCUGUAGUUCAGGUAAUGGUCAAAAAAAUGGGGGAGAUUCUGGUGGUAACACUGGAAAUCCCUCUGAAGAAGGUUGGCCUAGACUUAGAACUGGUUGGGUUGCAUGCGAUUCCGAUCUAUUCCCCGGAAAUUUUACAUUUCGUUCAGGUAAAAGUGGAAGGUUACAUAAUAAUUUCGAGAGACUUUAAGUAUUUCACUCUCCUGAGUGAAAUAAGGUCCAGGAGUGUAGGAGGAGCCGGGACACCUGGCUGUGCGAGGUUUCGGAACCAUUGAUGGAAGGCACGGACCAGGAUUGUGAGUACGCCCUCUGCUGCCAUUUGGGGCUCGAGGCAUGUGAAAGAACGAUAAGAGCGGAGUCGUCGAAUUUUUACCAAAAAAUCCUGGGAGACUGGGUAUUUUCGGUGAAGAACGAGACGAAAAUAAGUAUGAAUUGUGACGGUGAGUACGAUUUCAAGUGGUUGAGGGGAGCGGGCGUACUAAAAGGUUCUGGUGGCUGUGAGUUGGGAGGGGACGGACGCCUUAUGUUGGGGGGUUCGAGUGUAACGAGCAUGGUUAAGGGUGAUUGGUGGACCCCUAGGUCUCCUGAAGGGAGUGAAUUAGGUUUGAUCUCGGGAAAAGAGAAGGAGGAGAUAAGAUUGGCGGGAGAGGAAGGAGACUUGUUGCAGAGGGUUCAAGCCUGCGUUAGAAAAGCGAAAGGUGACAUACAACUGAGUACGAUCCUGGGAGAGUGGAAAAGCGAGAGGGCGAGUAGACCGUGGAUUACACCUGCGACUCACAUGUGGUCGUUAUCAGCGGCUAUGAUGGUAUUCUCUGUAGUGGCUCUAGGGGUGGUCGGCAGGUUGUGCUGCUUUCUGAAGAAAACAGUUGACCUGGACGGCUAAUUUUCAGCUACAUGUUUUUUUUGUUUUUCUCCUCGCGGUCAUCAAGGGGACCUCAUGAGGGGUUUAGCUCUACAGUUUUUCCCCUCUCUUCUUUCCUGAUUUUUUAUU